Salvelinus sp. IW2-2015 is the source of this 1056-nucleotide messenger RNA. NCBI's taxonomy places the organism in Eukaryota, Metazoa, Chordata, Actinopteri, Salmoniformes, Salmonidae. The record is from RefSeq and is a predicted model, not a curated record.
AUGCGCUUAUCUUCUCUCACCCCAGUGUAUUAUAUCCCUGCCCUGUUCAUCCUCCACCCCCUCACUGUCCCGCCCACCCUCCAACAACUCCAACCCUCCAACAUUCAACAGCUCCAACCACUCCAACACUCAACCCUCCAACCUCAACCCUCCCCAACACUCAAAUCCCCAACCCCCUCCAACCCUCAACCCUCCAACCCUCCACCCUCCAACUCCCUCCAACACUUCCAAACCCUCCAACAAUCCAAACCCUCCAACCCUCUCCAAACCCUCCAACCACUCCGACCCUCCGACCCUCCGACCGCGACCCUCCAACCACUCCAACCCUCCAACCUCCAUAAACCACCUCCAACCUCAACCCUCCAACCCUUCCAACCCUUCCACCCUCCAACCCUCCAACCCACUCCAAACCUCAACACUCCAAACGCCUCCAAGCCCAUCCAACACUCCAACCCUCCAACCCUUCCAACCACUUCCAACCCUCCAACCCUCCAACACGCCAACCCCCAACACUCCCAACCCUUCAACACUCCAACCCUCCAACCCUGCCAACACUCAACCCUCCAACACUCCAUCCCCCAACACUCCAACCCGCCAACCCUGCCAACCUCCAACACGCCAACCCUGCCAAAACGCACCUCCAACCCCGCCAAACCCUCCAACCUUUCCAAACCCUCCAACCUCCACCCAGCCAACACGUCAACCCGCCCAACCCGCCAACCCGACCAACCACUCCACCCAAACCCGCCAACCCCCCAACGCCAACACGCCAACAGCCAACCCUGCAACACGCCAACCCGCAACCGCCAACACUCAACCCCAACACGGCCAACCUCCAACAGCACACCCAACCGGCCAACCCCCACCAACCGCCCACACGCCAUCCCUGCCAACACCCAAACCUCAACCACGCCAACGCCAACCUCAGACCGCAACACGCCACCCGCAACACGCACCCCCACACGUGCCCAAACCAGCAACCCGCCAAACCCAAACCCCGCCCAAAACGCCAAACAAACGCCUAAACUCGGCCGUGGACAUUACAACGCGGGAUAA